AUGCUAUCUGCGGCCAAGCGUCCUUUGCUCUCAAAAAUCCAGAAACAGAUCGUCAACGACGAGGAUGAAGCUUACAGUCAACAUAAUACUCCCACCUUGCACUCCAAACAUGGCACCAGGCGGAAGAGGCAGAUCUCAGGCUCUUCAUCUGCUUCCGAAAACGCGAGAGUCCCAUCGAAUUUUCUCGGACCUGCUCUUAGGAUUACGGCUAGUCCAACUGCUGCCGCUCGUCCAACUGCUGCCGCUCGUCCAACUGCUGCCGCUCGUCCAACUGCUGCCGCUCGUCCAACUGCUGCCGCUCGUCCAACUGCUGCCGCUCGUCCAACUGCUGCCGCUCGUCCAACUGCUGCCGCUCGUCCAACUACUACCACUCUUCCUGUUGCUGCUCCCACUGUUGCUGCUCCAACAACAAACAAUCAGACUCUAGCAUCAAGCCAACCAAUCAAUCGUCGCACUGCCAACAACUAUGCUGGUGUAGCAGGAGGAAAAGUGUUUACUUGUCCAGUCCCUCAGUAUACCGCCCCAAUCCCAGAAGUAUGGAUGGUUGCGAAGUUCUACAAACACAUGGAAGAUGCAAAGAAUACUAUGGCUUUCUACGAACAAGGCACCAACGUGUGUCCUUACGGAUGUCGCAAGGGGUUCAUGAGUGACUUCAGCUUACACCGCCACAUACAGAAGUCCAAGUGCGAGAAGACCGAUGAUCUCCUCGAAGAGGUUAAGAGCUCAGACGAACAUAUCAACAUCUUGACAAUUCGGAGCAACGCUCCCAGCGAUCUCAAGAUGACGCCGCCCCUCGACCUGGCACAACAUGCCACCGAUCGCGUCAACGAAACCACAGCCACUAUGAGGACUACGAAAGAAAGCAAGUCAUUACUUGGGCGGUUCUUUGAAACCUUGCGUAAUGUUUUCAGAACCACUCGAGCGGAUCCUCCGGUGGCCCACAACGAAGCGAAUCCUCUGGUGGCUUACAAAGAAGCGGAUCCUCUGGUGGCUCGCAAAGAAGCGGAGCCCAUACGUGAUAAAGCAGUGGUGGUGCACCAGGCGACCCAACCCUCGCUCUCUCAACUGGAGUCGAUGGUGGCCAUCAACAAAUCGUUCUACGAAACACUUUACAAUGUUGGAGGCCAAUUUGCAAGCUUUCGGGACUACAAUCAGGGAGACACUAGGGUCAUAUCUGAAGCCUACCAAAGGAUGCAGAGAUGUAAGCUCGUCUUGGAUGGCAAAAGCACCAGAAUCAACAUACCUGGAGCUACUCAGCCACUCGCUUCAGUACGCCGUACAGAAAAGCCGAUCACCCCUUCAUACAUUCCAGUCUGUACGGCCCCCAAGCCUCCUGCAUCACCUCUGCUGCUGUCGACUCGAGCUUCAAGUCUGACAUCCUCGACCAAGUCGACCUCUAGAGCCUCAAUUGAGAUUCCGACCGCUUCGACAUCACCUGUGAUCCCUUCAGCUAUUCAAGUGGCGCCUGCUCCACCUGCAGUGGCCACGGUCAGAAAAGGUUCAGGCGUAUCACAAGUUACUUCAAUUGCAGGUAACAGCUCUAUGGACAGAGUGCCUGCUCAGAAGUUCGCCUCAAAGCCGGGGAGAAUCAGUGAUAGUUUGAAACAAAACCUCAGGUCAUUGGGACACGAGGAUCUAAGUGCGAUCCACCAAAUGCUUGUCGAUUGUGUUCACAGCCGUACUUCUGGAGUGAUAUGUGAGGCUACCAACACCGAACAGGUUCGUGGAGUCGCCAUAGCUGCGACACACAUGGGAAUGCAAGUUAGCAGGAGCCAUAAACACAUGGAGUCUUUGGCCGAAGAAGACAAAAGCGGAUUUGUCUGUCCAUCAAUUGUCAUCGUGACGUCUUCAGGCGAGCUGGUUAGCCUGAUGCACAGCACCAUUGCGAAACUCAUUGAAGGGAAAGGCAAUGGAUGCUCAGCCAUCGAUUCUCUGCAAGUUGUUCACAGCAUGGGUGGGGAUCAUAAGGUCCUUGCCAACCUCAAAACCAACAUUCCCACCAUCCUUGUGUGUACUCCUGGUCGAUUGACAAAAUUCAUCGAACAACCCAGGUUCAAGGCGCAUCUCUUACAUCUACUUGUCAUCUGUCAAGGCUCAACUCUUGCCUCAGUGGAUUUUGCCGAAGAGAUGCAGAACAUUAUUGCUUGGGCCAGAUGCUUGCAGCCAAGUCUGACUGGAGAAAAGCUGGUUUCUCCACCUGCUCCAUGCCGACUGACCACAAUCGUCAUGAGUCAAAGUUUCGAAAAAGAUACUGCGUUGCAUCAAGAACUCAAACAACGAUAUCGCACCGACUUCAUCUGCGCUGCCAAUUUGACUCCCAUUGGACUUGGUGAGCACCCUCUUCUUAAUUUCCGAGGCAAGAUCAAGGUGCGAGUUUGCCCUUUCAAGGACGUUGUCCGCUCGAGAUACUUUGUUGAAGAGAUUCUGCCCAACCAUCGGAACGAGAGUAUUCUGUGCAUGGAUUAUUCUAAAAAGCGUGCCACAGACAUUGCCUCCCAAUGUGGCGAGUUUGGAGUGCCAUGCGAGGUCUUCACGACAGAAAGCGACGACUCGACGACAAUACAGCGCUUCCGCGAAGGAAGAUGUAAGAUCAUGUUCACAACGCCAGCAGGCUUUGAAGGCAUUCGCUACGAGAACGUCAAGACUGCUGUGAUCUUCACAUGUCCAUACGAAAGCUUUUAUACUGAUGCGAAUGGCCCCAAACCAGGGAUAUACAAGCGACGUCCAGAUCACUUGCGCGCAGCCAUUGAGAGUAUCGGACAAGCUGGGGAGGAUGCCACGGUCUACAUCUUUGUGGCCAAGAGCACCAAACAGCCUAUCAAAGACGAUAUCGCUAAGGUGUUGCGUCAGACUGGACAUGAGGUUCCCAGCAUCGUUGUGGUCGGUGGUGGAUCUGCUGGUUUGGCCAUCAGUCACCAAUUGCUUCGUACUGGAAAGUUCACACAAGACGACAUUGCCAUUGUGGAUCCUUCGGCCUACCAUGAUUAUCAACCUGGAUGGACACUAGUUGGUGGUGGUCUCAAGACAAAGGAGGAGUUGAGAAAGCCCAUGAGCAGUCUUGUCGACUCAAAGCUCAAGUUGUACAACCAAGGGGUCAGCACAUUCGCUCCCGAAGAGAACCUAGUUAAUCUUGGCAAUGGUGACAAAGUGGGCUACGAACACCUGGUUGUGGCACCUGGCAUCGGCAUCAAGUACGACAACAUUAAGGGACUGCCCGAAGCACUGGCAGAUCAGUCAACGCCUGUAUCUACUAUCUAUGGCUACGAGACUUGCGACAAGGUCUUCCGCAACAUCAAGGAGUUCCGUGGGGGUGAAGCCUUGUUCACUCUCCCUACUGGCGUUGUAAAGUGCGCUGGUGCACCCCAAAAGGCAAUGUGGCUUGCUCUGGAUCACUGGAAGAAGGCCGGUCUCUACGAUCCUAGCAAUGUCGCCAACUCGCCCAUCAAGAUCAGCUUCGCAACUGCUCUGCCAGUUAUGUUCGGUGUACCCAAAUACAGCGCCACAUUGGAAGAGUUGCGCAAGCAGCGUGGCGUCGAGGCCAUGUUCCAGCACGAUUUGGUCGAGGUCAACGGCGACAAGGCCAUUUUCGCACGUCUGGAUGGCAGCGAGGAGAAGGUCUCUAAGCGUUUCGACUUGCUCCACGUUGUCCCCAAGAUGGGACCUCACGCUUUCAUCAAGGACAGCCCUCUGGCAAACGCAGCAGGUUUCAUUGACGUUGAGGAUGCCACUCUGCGUCACAAGAAAUUCGCCAACGUCUGGUCAGCAGGAGAUGCAUCAUCGUUGCCGACAGCCAAGACCGCUGCUGCAGUGACAUCUCAGGCUCCUGUGUUGGUACAGAACAUGCUUCAAUCUAUCGAAGGCAAGGAGCUCAAUGCUGCUUACGACGGAUACACUUCUUGUCCUCUGUUGACCGAGUACGGCAAGGUCCUGCUUGCUGAGUUCAAGUACGGCGGACAGCCCAAGGAGACAUUUGCCAAGUUCGGACUCGACCAAGCUGUUCCUCGUCGUGCCUUCUACCACCUCAAGAAGGACUUCUUCCCUUGGGUCUACUAUAACAACAUGGUCAAGGGUACUUGGGGCGGUCCCAAGGGCUGGGUCUGGUAA
Messenger RNA from Aureobasidium musti, 4104 nucleotides. The record is from the annotation of a GenBank genome assembly. Lineage: Eukaryota; Fungi; Ascomycota; Dothideomycetes; Dothideales; Saccotheciaceae.